GCAGCUAAGCGUGUGUUGCAUAGACUGUAGGUCUGGUGGCGAUGGCGUCUGUGGAGCUGAGGACUCGUCUGGAGGAGCUUCUGAGGCGCCUCGACAUCGACACGAUCUGCGUCGAUCAUCCCGAGGUGUUCACGGUGGAGGAGAUGAUGCCUCACGUGGCUCAUCUGAGCGGCGCGGUCACUAAAAACCUCUUCUUGAAGGACAAGAAGAAGAAGAGCCUGUGGCUGCUGUCUGUGCGUCACGACCGGCAGCUGAACCUGAGCGAUGUGUCCAAGCGUCUGGGGCUCGGCGCGGGGAACCUGCGUCUGGCCGACGAGUCUCUGAUGCUGGAGAAGCUGAAGGUGGGUCAGGGCUGCGCCACGGCCCUCGCGCUCUUCUGUGACACCGAGCGCAGCGUCAGGAUGGUGCUGGACCACGACCUGACCCACGGAGGCCACCAGAGAGUCUACUUCCACCCCAUGACCAACAGCGCCACCAUGGGGCUCGAACCGGACGACCUGCUCCGCUUCCUGAAGGAGACCGGCCACGAGCCCCUCGUCCUGAGCUUCGACUGAGUCUGCUGAGAGCGCCACC
Molecule: messenger RNA, 573 nt
Organism: Cyprinus carpio (common carp)
Lineage: Eukaryota; Metazoa; Chordata; Actinopteri; Cypriniformes; Cyprinidae
Gene: prorsd1
Product: prolyl-tRNA synthetase domain containing 1
Exons: 2
Coding region: 42-554 (170 amino acids)
Molecular function (GO): aminoacyl-tRNA deacylase activity
Source: RefSeq, a predicted model, not a curated record